AUGGGUUGCAUGUUGAGAAGCGAUCCAAUGACAUUUUGCGACGUAUAUCUUCAACCUGAAACGGCGUUCGAUAUAGUAGCAAAUUUGGGUGAAAUGGGUUGCGCUCAAUUUGUGGAUAUGACACCGGAUGUAAAACCGUUUCAAAGAAACUAUGUUUCUGAACUAUGCCGAUGCGUUGAAAUGGAACGAAAGCUUCUUUAUAUGGAAGGAGAGAUGUUAAGAGACAAGAUUGAUGUCAUUGAAUACAAUAGUAUAGCACCAAAGGCAAUACCACUUCACGAAAUGGCCGGUCUAGAAAACAUACUUGAAAAAUGGGAAAACGAUGUUUUGAGUAUGUCGGAGAAUCAGACAACUUUAUUAAGAAAUUACUUAGAGCUGACGGAAAUGAGUUACGUUUUAAAUCAUAUUGGUCCGAUGCUGGGCGAAUCUGAUAUCACGGAGGAGUCGAUAUUUGGAAGGUCUGCUGGCGGUGACACGGGCUUACUUGGCCGACUCUUUGUCAUAACAGGCGUUGUUAAGCGUAGCCGAAGUUUUCCUUUUGAAAUGAUGCUUUGGAGAGUGUCUCACGGAAACAUCUAUUAUAGGCGGGCGACGCAGGAUGCUAUACUACAAGACCCGCAAACUGGACAGGAUAUUCGGAAGGUGGCGUUUUUAGCAAUCUGUCAAGGGGAACAGAUUAGCGCUCGACUAGAAAAAGUCUGCAACGGAUUUCAUGUUAAUCUAUAUUCUUGCCCACAAAAUUUUAACGAGCGAAUGGACAUGAUGGUACAAUUAGACUUGAGAAUUGAUGAUUUAGAACGGGUUAUGAGCAAAUCAAAAUACUAUCGAUGUAAAGCACUCCGAGCUGUUAGUAAGCAAUGGGAAACGUGGAUGGUUCAAAUAAAAAAGUCUAAAGCGAUCUACCAUACAAUGAACAUGUUCACUUUGGAUAUAACAAGAAAAUGUCUUAUUGGACAGUGUUGGGUGCCAGACCUGGACCUGCCACAAGUCGAAGACGUUUUAGCACGUGUUUCGGUGAGAGCUGGGACUAAUGUUGAGUCAUUUUUAUUAAAAUCAGACGAUGCUGACGAACCACCUACAUUUCAUCGCACUAAUAAAUUCACAAAAGGUUUUCAAGCCCUUAUUAACGCUUACGGUGACUCGUCAUACAGGGAAUUGAAUCCAGGUCUUUAUACUAUAAUAACUUUUCCAUUUCUAUUCGCUCUGAUGUUUGGUGACGUGUGUCACGGUAUUAUAUUACUGGCAUUUGCGGGUUGGAUGGUUUCGGUUGAAAAGGAAAACAUGGAAAAAACGUCGAAAAAUGAGAUUUGGAAUAUUUUUUUUGGAGGUCGAUAUGUAAUUUUGAUGAUGGGUCUCUUUACGCUUUACACUGGUUUUCUAUACAAUGUAUUCUUUUCUAAGUCAAUUGUACUCGUGCAGCCGUAUUGGAUGAAUACAUACGACUUGAAAACAGUUGAAAGUAGUCAAUAUAUUACUUUAAAUCCUGUUUUUGAAACGCGCGCGCCUUAUUUAUUUGGCGUUGAUCCGGUUUGGGCGUUGGCUAAAAAUAAAAUCAUGUACCUGAAUUCGCUGAAAAUGAAAAUGUCAAUUAUAAUUGGUAUCGUUCAUAUGAUGUUCGGAUUGUUUUUAAGUCUUUUUAAUCAUACAUAUUUUAAAAGGUAUUAUGCAAUUUAUUUGCAAUUCAUUCCGCAAGUGUUAUUUCUGGCUUGCCUUUUUAUGUGGCUGGUCAUACUUAUUUACAUGAAAUGGUUUAUGUUCAGUGGAAAAUAUGUCGAACUAAAAAGAGGAGCUGGCUGUGCUCCUCUGAUUCUUAUUUUGUUCAUCGAUAUGGUAUUGUUAUCUACUUCGAAGCCAGUAGAGGACGAUUGUAAUGCUUACAUGUUUGAAAGUCAGGAACAACUUCAGCGACUCUUAGUUAUAAUAGGGGUUAUUUGCGUCCCUAUAAUACUAUUCGGAACGCCGGUUUAUCUACACAAAAUUUAUAAAAAGAAAAAGGAAGAGGCGUUGAAACGAAUUAGUCAAUUUCGUAGAUAUCAACGACGUGAUUCCGAUAAUAAACGGGCGGAAGAAAAGAUACUAAAGGAUGUGGCCAAAUACUCUACAUCUUUUAGCGAACUGAUGAUCCAUCAAGCUGUACACACUAUAGAAUUCGUACUGAGUACUAUAUCUCACACAGCUUCUUAUCUUCGUCUGUGGGCGCUGUCACUCGCUCAUGAACAACUAUCGGAAAUGUUAUGGGUAAUGAUAUUUGCAAAACUUGGUCUUCGGGAUACAUCACUAGCCGGAGGACCUAAAAUUUUUAUAAUAUUUGCAAUUUGGGCUAUAUUCAGUCUUUCGAUCUUAGUUGUUAUGGAGGGAUUAUCAGCCUUUCUCCAUACAUUGCGAUUACACUGGGUUGAAUUUAUGAGCAAAUUUUAUACCGGUGCCGGUUAUCCAUUUAAGCCAUUCAGUUUUAAAGCUAUACUCUCUGGGGAGGGCAAGGAAGAUAAGUCUGAAGCUAUGUGCAAAAAGAAGGCAACAGCUAAUUGA
Messenger RNA from Nymphalis io (European peacock), 2529 nucleotides. RefSeq names its product V-type proton ATPase 116 kDa subunit a 1-like. Gene Ontology annotation, cellular component: plasma membrane; vacuolar proton-transporting V-type ATPase complex; vacuolar proton-transporting V-type ATPase, V0 domain. Gene Ontology annotation, molecular function: ATPase binding; proton-transporting ATPase activity, rotational mechanism. The coding region runs from base 1 to 2529 and encodes 842 amino acids. NCBI's taxonomy places the organism in Eukaryota, Metazoa, Arthropoda, Insecta, Lepidoptera, Nymphalidae. Gene Ontology annotation, biological process: proton transmembrane transport; vacuolar acidification. The transcript has 15 exons. The record is from RefSeq and is a predicted model, not a curated record.